UGAUUUUUUUUGUCACUAAGCACUAAAGUUUUCUUUUGAAAAUAAGUAAAGUUCACCGGGUGAAUUAAUUCGAGUGAUUGAUAUCAUUAUUCCGUUAUUGGAAAGUUUAUUGUUUUUUUUCGCUGAUUUGCUGCUUUUGAAUACAUCUAGGCCGUGGAGUUUGGUUAUCACGAGCGACCUACGACAAUGAUGUCUACACUGCUGGAUCGUCAAUGGCAAUGUUUGUGAAAAAUAUUGCAGUCUCGGUAUUUGGAACCGAUUAUUUAAAAAAACAUAGUGUCAAAGGAAAAGGGUGCAACAAAACUAAAAGUGUACCAAGGCCGGCUAUUGAUUCUACGAAAGCUCUUGCUAUUCGAGACAUUUAUGAAUAUUAUUUGAAAACUGAAAAGAAUAUGCAAGGUUCAGAGUUACAAAACGAGCUGGAUAAUUAUGAAGAUUACAUUCGGCAGAAAAUUUCAGAUCUAAUCCGACCAAAAAGAGUGCCUAAAACGGAUGGAACAAAAGAUUCGAAGAUAGAUAAAAGUGGUAAAGGGAAAGAUGAUCCUACGAAAGAUGAUUCUACCGUUUAUAAAAUUCCUGCGUCUGCAAAUACCUCCACUGUACUCACUGGUCCAAUGAGUCACUCCUCAGCUGAUCAACUCUCUGAGCACCCGACAAAAAAACGAAAUAAAAAAAAAUGCCGGUCAAGCAUGUGACCUCUUCUUCAAGCAGCUCCUCUGGAUCUGCUGAAGACUCAGAAUCUUCUGAAGAUUCAGGAACUUCAUCUGAUGAAAACGCCUCACCAGAUAGAUCAGUCAUGAAGAUCGCAACAGAAGAAUAAUUUUAUUACAUAUACUUUUCAUACCCUAUUCUUAUUUUUUGCUAAUUAUUCUCAAAUUCCUACACUACAAAAUUAUGUUCAACAGUAAUCAAGUAUAAAUUUCAAUAAAAAAUAAAAAACCUU
Molecule: messenger RNA, 943 nt
Organism: Microplitis demolitor
Lineage: Eukaryota; Metazoa; Arthropoda; Insecta; Hymenoptera; Braconidae
Exons: 4
Coding region: 213-695 (160 amino acids)
Biological process (GO): negative regulation of DNA-templated transcription
Molecular function (GO): DNA binding
Source: RefSeq, a predicted model, not a curated record